CUUACUUUUCUUCUCUAGACCUUUUGAAUACUUUGUUGCCUCCAUCAUGUAUUUUUUCUUCAGUUAUUGCAAUUGCAUGAUCAUGAAUUUGUUCUUUAAUUGCUUGCUUUCAAGCAUUAAUAUUACUUGAACUUAGCUAGAUUAUCUUGUCAUCACUCGUCAUUCUAUAUAAAAAUUAGAUUUAGUUAAAUAACCUUGUCAUAACUCAUCAUUCUAUAUAAAACUUAAUGGUAGAUAAUCAUUUUCUCCUGCCUAUACAAUUGGGCCUAAUUCCUCAUUUGUUGCUGUCUUGAUUAGAACUCGCUUUCACUAAGCGAUAUUGUAGGAUUUGACAAUUUAACACGUGCUAAACUUUGGACUCAUUAUGUUGAAAAUGUGGACAGUAUAUUAUGCUGCAGUUUAUUGAUCAACCUAUAUCAUUAGGACUAGUAAUGAGCUAAUUUCCUUGUGGAUGUGCUAAAUAUAGAUGCAAUUAUGAUUUAUUUGUUAACCAUUCUAUUUAAAGAAUGCUAUAUAAUUAAGGAUAAUUCUCAGCUAAAAAUUUCUGCUCUUUAUCUGAAGGUUACUCUUCUUUAGCUAUUGCAAUGGUUUUACCUGAGACUCGGCCAAUUAGUUGCAUGUGAAAUAGAUGAAAGAUGCCUUGAAAUUGCAAAUAAAUAUUAUACACGAGAUGGAGUGGCUCACAAGGUUUAUUCCAUCUGUGUUUAAUUUAUCUACAUUGCUAGCUAAGAUCUAGUGCCUCAGUAUGUUGUUUAUCUGCUACUACAUGCUCAGAUGAAUAUGAUCCAAAUAACACUCUUAUGUUGGCUUCUCUAUAUGAAUUAUAAUUGCUGUUACAAUUUUAUGAUAAUACUCAUCCACGAAGUUCAUUCUUUUGGUCAUUGUCAUCCCUUUUACUGGUAUCUUCUCAUCUUAUAGUUUUUGAAACAUUACCACAGUGAAAAAAAUGAAGCCAUACCUCUUUUUCAGCCGUCACUUACCUUUUGCAGCUGCAUACCCUUCUUACCCCAAUAAUCUAGAAUUAGGGUUUAAUGUCACCUAGGCCGUAGUUGCACCAACUGGGUUUUAUUGUCAUGCAAUUGGUGCCUUUGUACUCCCAGUGCCUGUUACACAUAUUCAGAAAAAAUAAUGUAUGCAUGUGUUUUGCUUAAUAACACAAAAAAAUUGCUUUUAGUUUGAAAUUGGAAAAAUGAGAUAAUUAUUAACCCAAUUGUUAGUAUAUUUGCCUUAAUCAAUAAUAUAAUAAGGAUAAGGAUGUAGUGAUUACUUUUGAAGUUCGAAAAUUGGGAGAAGUGGAAAAGGACCUUCAGAUGAAAUUUAUUCAGUGACACAUUAAAAGUAUUUAGAACCCACAUUAUGCUAGGAGAUAUGGCUUUUGCUAAUGCUAGUAAAUUGAAAUGUGAUAUGAUAUAAAACCAUAUUUACUCAAGGCAUACAAGCUUGCUAAUGCUAGUAAAUUGACAUGUGAUAUGGAUAAAAAAAAUUCCUAUUUAUUCAUGGCAUAUAAGUUAUCCUGAUCGAUAACUAUAUCUUAUUUAAUUACACUUGAAAAAAAAAAAGACCAAAGACAAAGAAGCGAUUAUAUAUAAAUGACAAUCUGAAACUUCUCUUUGAAGUUGUUCAACAAAGUCUAUACUUGGUUAUCUUUUCUAGUUAGUUAGCUAAUUAACAUCAUUAUUCUUAAGAUGACAUUGCCUUUUCUUUUGACAAUCACUUUGGGAAUUUUAGUGUAAUCUGCUUUACUUAUGUUGUCUCUAAAACUUCUGUAAUAUGCUCUUCUUAUUCCUUGUGGUAAAAGAUGAAUACGUUUGCCCCAGUGUCCCCCGUCAAUUCGUCCCAGGGUCAACAUGGAAAAGGUAAAUUACGGACGGCUACUAGUCUUUGUAAUAAUAACUAGCACAUAAGAAAGGUAUUUACCUCGGCUUUGUCGAGAUUCGAACCCCAGAUUUCAUUAUGACAACAUCUCAUACGCUAGCCACUAGACCCAUCCGAGGGGGCAUGCUCUUCCUAUUCCUUAUCAAACAUUUGUUGAAUUUGGUUUGUCUUACAACUAAGGGCAAUGGUAGAAAGAUGGGAGAAAUUAUGAUUUCCUGCUACCAUUUUUUUUGAGUGCCAAAUGUAAUUUUGGGUAUGUAGUUUUCUUUUUUUUUAUGGUGGUUUAACUUUUUGAAGCUUCAAGGCAUUUGUUUAUUGGUCCUUUUUGUUCAAAGUCUCUAUAUUCCUGCUUUAUUUUAUUUAUUUAUUUUAGGGAUUAAAACACAUCAAUAUAUUUCUACCCAGUAUUAAUCGUGAUUUACUCCCUCUAAAAUUUUAUAGAGCCGGGGUCAGGAGCCGCUAGGUGGCGUUUCCACCUUUUUGUCAAUAUAUUCCUGCUUUAUUUUAUUUUAUUUUUUUGCCGGAUAAAGUUUUUCUAAUAACCUGGCAUUCAUAAGUUUUAUAUAAUUUUCUUAUAAUUUUUCCUAUUGCAUCAUGGGAGGAAGUGACGAAGUGGAUGGUGGCGGUCGUAACGAUGCCGAAGAAGGGGCGGCGGCGGCCGCCAGAGUGGAGGAAGGCGGACGGGAGAUGUGCUGGGACGGGUGCGGACGGCCAGUGAGCGUGUGCGUGUGCGCCCAUCUCCCUGCUCAGCCGAUCCCUACCUCCACUACUAUCAUCGUCCUCCACCAUCCCCACGCCCUCCGCCGCAACCCUCUCUCCACCCUCCCCCUUCUCUCCCGCUCCCUCCUGCGAUGCCACACCCUCCCUGGCCGCCGACUCCGCCUCGGCUCCCAUUCCCCCCUCGACUCCCUCUACCGGAACGCGACCGAUCGCCCCUCCGCUGUCUUCCUUUUCCCCGGAGGCAGGGAUCUCUCCCUCUUUGCCACCGAGUCGGGGCCCCUGCCCUCCGUCCUCGUCGUGUUCGACGGCACGUGGAGGCAAGCAAAGGAGAUGGCGGCGGCGAGCGCGCCGUUCCUCGAGCGGUUUGCUGUUAGGGUUUCACUGGGCGGAUACGAUCCGGGGGUGGAGGGGCCGAGCACGUUCGAGUCCGAGCUGGUGCUGAGGAAGGAGCCAUUCCAGGGUUGUGUGAGCACAAUGGAGGCGGUGGCGAGGGCGUUGCGAGUGAUGGAGCCGAGUGGAAAGGGGGCGGAGGUGGAGGGCGCGCUGCUGUUGCUGCUGAGAGCCAUGGUGGGCUUCCAGGCGCGCCACCUGCAUCCGACGAAGCCCCGCACCAAACUGAAGAAGAAGAAGGAAAUCAUGGCAGAAAUGGUGGCAACUGGGAAGACAAAUGAGAAGAAGGGAGCUGCCGAGGAACAAAAUCUAACGGAAUAAACCUUAUAAAUGAAAACCAAGAAGUUUUAUCAGCCUGUCAGAGCAACAUCUCAGCCAAUUGCAAAUAUAUAUCAUCAAGAAGAUCCAACAUCAUAUCUUCAUAUGAUUGUUGGUAGUGUGUCCUUUUAAACUGAAAAACAGUGUAUCGCAAUGAUAAAAAGAAAAAGUUUAUCUUAUCAGCCAUCUUGGAUUUAUAGUUUUCUUUGGUGGUGGUUUGAUUUAUUCGAACAAAGCUUCAUGAAGGUGAAACACCUGUUGAUACUUUUUGUUCAAAAUCUUUAUAUUCCUGCUUUUUUUUUUUUUUGCUUGAUAGAGUUUUGUAUAAUUUUCUUGUAAUUUUCCCUGUUAAUUAUUAUGCUUUCGCUCGAAACGCUCCACUUGAAAUCAAAUGGAAAAAGGGUUGAUGUGUGCAUGAGCCAUUAUGGGAGGAUGAAAUGAAUUAUGGUCGAGCUUUAUAGCCGUUGAUGUGGAUAAUAACAGGGGAAAAUGUUUAUGUGCAUUUUAGCAGUGCAGAAUUUUAGAGACAAGUAUUCUUGUGCCCUUAUCUGUUUGAUAAGGAAUUAAACAGGUCAAACGUCAUAUUCAGUUGGAGAGACUCCACUGCAGCGGCAAAAAAACAAGGUGAAGGUCCGUCCAGCCUGCCCGAGGGAUUUAUGUUUCGCCUGAGAUUCUACCUCUCAAUCUCAAGUGGGAGAGAUUCCACUCCUGUAACUAAUCCAUUGCAUUGGCCUCGAUUUCCAAAGGAAGAAGUCAACUGUAUCGAUCUUUCAAUUCGGAUGAUUAGUGAAUUAGUGUCAAUCCAUUGAUUAAUUCUGUCAAGAUUAUUUUUUUUUGUUGAGAGAGUACCAUUGUAAUUGAUUAAACACGAGAUUAUUUUUCUUAUCUCUUAAACCAAUCGAAUCUUAAUUAA
Zingiber officinale is the source of this 4216-nucleotide messenger RNA. Its product is annotated as tRNA-uridine aminocarboxypropyltransferase 2-like. The transcript is spliced from 2 exons. The record is from RefSeq and is a predicted model, not a curated record. The coding region runs from base 2470 to 3306 and encodes 278 amino acids. NCBI's taxonomy places the organism in Eukaryota, Viridiplantae, Streptophyta, Magnoliopsida, Zingiberales, Zingiberaceae.